Piliocolobus tephrosceles (Ugandan red Colobus) is the source of this 898-nucleotide messenger RNA. RefSeq names its product rootletin-like. The annotation marks the transcript as partial. The record is from RefSeq and is a predicted model, not a curated record. NCBI's taxonomy places the organism in Eukaryota, Metazoa, Chordata, Mammalia, Primates, Cercopithecidae. The transcript is spliced from 6 exons.
GAGGGGCUCCUGGGGACCCAUAUCUUGGGCAGUAGGACUUGGCUCUCCCCCUGAGGCCAGGGAGUCCUAGGUCCCAGGUCCCCUGAAGACCCUCUCGCUUUUCCCACAGACACUGGAGAGCAGCGUCCUGUGCCAGGAGGAGGGCUUGGGCACGCGGGAACUGGCCCAGGACGCUCAGACCACCAGCCUUCCUGCCCGCAUCAAGGAGAUUGUCACCCGCAACCUCUCCCAGCCUGAGAGCCCAGCCCCACUGCCGGCCACGGAGAUGGCAUCGCUGCUGUCACUGCAGGAGGAGAACCAGCUGCUGCAGCAGGAGCUGUCCCGCGUGGAGGACCUGCUGGUCCAGAGCCGUGCCAAGUGUGAUGAACUGGCCAUUAAGUACAACGCGGUCAGCGAGAGGCUGGAGCAGACUCUGCGGCUGGAGUCUGGGGAGCUGGAGACGCAGGAGCCCAGGGGGCUGGUACGGCAGAGCGUGGAGUUGCGGAGGCAGCUGCAGGAGGAGCAGGCCUCCUACCGACGCAAGCUGCAGGCCUACCAGGAGGGCCAGCAGCGGCAGGCCCAGCUUGUACAGCGGCUGCAGGGCAAGAUUCUCCAGUACAAGAAGAGGUGCUCGGAGCUGGAGCAGCAGCUGCUGGAGAGAUCUAGAGAGCUGGAGCAGCAGCGACUGAGGGACACAGAACACAGCCAAGACCUGGAGAGCGCCCUCAUUCGGCUGGAAGAGGAGCAGCAGAGGAGUGCCAGUCUGGCCCAGGUGAAUGCCAUGCUCCGAGAACAGCUUGACCAGGCAGGCUCGGCCAACCAGGCUCUGAGUGAGGACAUACGAAAGGUGACCAGCGACUGGGCACGCAGCCGCAAGGAGCUGGAGCAGCGGGAGGCAGCAUGGAGGCGUGAGGAGGAG